Balaenoptera acutorostrata (minke whale) is the source of this 1371-nucleotide messenger RNA. Its product is annotated as olfactory receptor 226-like. The record is from RefSeq and is a predicted model, not a curated record. NCBI's taxonomy places the organism in Eukaryota, Metazoa, Chordata, Mammalia, Artiodactyla, Balaenopteridae. Gene Ontology annotation, molecular function: G protein-coupled receptor activity; olfactory receptor activity. Gene Ontology annotation, cellular component: membrane. Gene Ontology annotation, biological process: G protein-coupled receptor signaling pathway.
AUGAGUCUCGCGCCCCUGGGCCCUCAGGAGUCGGCACGAGCCACAGCCCUGCCCUGCCCUGCACAUGUCACCAUCCGUACGCCCCAGGAGGGCCUGCUCACCAGCCCGCCAUCCUCCUCCUCCGACACCCGAGCUCCACGCGGCAGGAACUGCACAGAGACUGAUGGCGAGGUCUGCGCCCCACGUGCCAGGAAGCGGCCGAGGCCCCUUGCGGGCUCCUGGGUAGAGGGUCCUAGGGCCGGCACCCCUUCGUGCCUCACUAAAGGGUUUCUCCGUCCACCUCGUGUGACCCUCACAGUGGACCGCCGGAGAUCAGGGAGCCGAACACGCCUGCAGAACCUGAGUCCCUCUGAGCGCUCAGGACCAGGUACGGAGCCGCGUCUGCCAGGCCCCUGCCCCAGAGAACUGUCGGGCGCCCCAUGCCAGGUCACGUCUGCAGGGGCCAACCACUCGGAGGUGACUGAGUUCAUCCCGGUGGGUCUCCCGGGCUCCCUGGGCCUGCACGUGUGCCUGCUGGUGGUGCCCCUGCUGGCCUACCUGCUGCCCGUCACCGAGAGCCUGCUCGCCGUCGCCGUGAUCCACGCCAGCCCCGCACUGCACAAGCCCGUGUGCGGCUUCCUCAGCAUAUCCUUCCUGGAGGUGUGGUACAUCUCCGUCACGGUGCCCAAGAUGCCGCUCAGCCUGGCGGCGCCCGAGUUCCGCCGCAUCUCCUUCGCGGGCUGCAUGGUGCAGCUGUACUUCUUCCUGGCACUGGCCUGCUCAGGGUGCGCACUCCUAGGCGUCAUGGCCUACGACCGCCACGUGGCCAUCUGCAGCCUGCGGCGCUACCCAGCCAUCGUGAGCCCCGGCCUCUGCAGCCUCCUGGCCGCUGGCCCCUGGCUCUCGGGCUUCACCACCUCCACGGGGAAGGUCUUCUUCAUCUCGCGCCUGGGCUACUGCGGCCCCAACGUCAUGAACCACUUCUUCUGUGACGUGUCCCCCCUGCUGAGCCUGGCGUGCUCCGACAUGUCCCUGGCGGAGCUCGUGGACUUCCUCCUGGCACUGCUCAUCCCGCUGGGGCCGCUGCCGCUCACCGUCUCCUCCUACACCACAAUCAAGCGUACCCCGUCCACCGCCGGCCGGCACGAGGCCUUCUCCACCUGUGCCUCGCACCUGGCUGUGGUGGUCAUCUUCUACUCGGCCUCCCUUUUCAUCUACGCCCAGCCUCGCGCCAUCUACUCCUUCGACCUCCACAAGCUGGUGCCCGUGGUCUACACAGUGCUCACGCCUCUGCUCAACCCCAUCAUCUGCUGCCUGCGGAACCGGGAGGUCAAGGAGGCCCUGCACACGGUGGUGCAGAGGGCGGCCCAGGCCCUGGGCACAUCGUCUUAG